Molecule: messenger RNA, 633 nt
Organism: Aspergillus steynii IBT 23096
Lineage: Eukaryota; Fungi; Ascomycota; Eurotiomycetes; Eurotiales; Aspergillaceae
Product: E2 ubiquitin-conjugating protein MMS2
Exons: 5
Coding region: 55-474 (139 amino acids)
Biological process (GO): protein K63-linked ubiquitination; DNA damage tolerance
Cellular component (GO): nucleus
Source: RefSeq, a predicted model, not a curated record
CCGGUCUACCCCUCUGUCGAUACUCCCCCAAUACCACCCUCCGACCUUUUCACCAUGGGCGCUAAAAUCCCCAGAAACUUCAGACUCCUCGAGGAGCUAGAGAAGGGCGAGAAGGGCCUUGGUGCUGAGGCCUGCUCCUACGGUCUGGCAGAUGGAGAGGAUAUGAUGAUGAGCAACUGGAAUGGAACCAUUCUUGGCCCUCCUCAUAGUGUCCAUGAGAACCGAAUCUACAGCGUAAACAUCCACUGUGGUCCCGAUUACCCCGACAACCCUCCAAGCCUGCAAUUCAUCUCGCGUGUGAAUCUGCCCUGCGUUGAUGCCCGAACCGGAAAGGUCGACCCGACGAAGCUUCCGUGCCUUGCCCAAUGGAAGCGCGAGAACACCAUGGAGACUAUCCUGUUGGAGCUCAGAAGGUAUAUGGCCCUUCCGCAACAUAAGAAGCUCCCUCAGCCUCCGGAGGGAUCGAAUUUCUAAAGAAAAAUAAACUAUAACAAAACAAAACUCGCUUUGUAAAUGGCCCGGGACCCAGAGUCGGAGUACUAUGGUUGGUUUUUGCGUCAGGUUCAUUUACUUCUUGCUUCCUUGGCUUAUUAGAGCGUGUACAGUCUAUGCAUUAUGGCGGGCAUGGCGUGG